Triplophysa dalaica is the source of this 3500-nucleotide messenger RNA. RefSeq lists its product as uncharacterized. The coding region runs from base 74 to 2653 and encodes 859 amino acids. The record is from RefSeq and is a predicted model, not a curated record. Lineage: Eukaryota; Metazoa; Chordata; Actinopteri; Cypriniformes; Nemacheilidae. The transcript is spliced from 15 exons.
UCACUGUUGUGAGAGGCAAUUAGAAGUUUUAUAAACUCUUCUCAUCAUCAUUAAACGGCUACUUGACAUUAAUAUGAAGAACACUUUUACUAUAAAUGUGUUGUUUGUUUUAUUUUAUCAUCUAUUUCAUUUGUGGGGUGUGUUUGGUGUUGAUCCAGAUGGAGUGAAGUCAGUGUCAGUGAUGGAGGGAGAUUCUGUCACUUUACACAGUGAUGUUACUGACAUACAGAGCUAUUAUAUGACAUUGUGGAGGUUUGGAGACGAUGGCUUUACCAUAGCUCGAAUCAACAAAGAUAAGAUCAUAUAUAGUGAUAUUCCAUCAUUCAGACACAGAAUGGUGUUGGAUGAUCAGACUGGAUCUCUCACCAUCACAAACAGCAGAAUCAAACACUCUGGACUUUAUAAGAUGGAGAUCAGCAACAGCACCGGGACGUCAGUGAAGAAAUUCCAUCUUAGAGUCUAUGAUUCGCCACUUUUGAUCGAAGCUGAAAAAGGUGAAUUAAAGACGGUGUCGGUAACAGAAGGAGAUUCUGCCUAUCUGAUGAUGGAAGAGGUUGACACACAGAGAUAUGAUCUGAUAGUGUGGAGGUUUGGAGAUGACGGCAUUCUUAUACUGAAGGGUGACAGAGAAGACAAUAAGACCACAUUUACUCAUGAUGAGAUAUAUGAAGACAGACUGGAGCUGAACUAUCAGACCGGAUCUCUCACCAUCACAGACGCCAGAAUCACAGACACUGGACUUUAUAAAGUAAAGAUCAGUGGUGACAGAAGAGCCGAAUACUUGAGAUUCAUUCUGACUGUCAGUGCAUCAGGUAUAUCUUCAGGUGGUGUAGCAGGUAUAGUUAUUGUUGUUCUGCUGGCCAUGUCUGGAGCUGUCGGUGUAUUUGUGGUUUUCAUUCGCCGCAGAACCUCUGAAAUAAAAAAACAAAAUGAUGUAUUUGUUGAUAAGUCAGUGUCAAUGCAGACGGGAGAUUCUGUCAUUCUACAAACUGGUGUUAAAGAAAUACAGAAAGAUGAUGAGAUAACGUGGAUGUUUGAAGACACAUCGAUAGCUAAAAUGAAGGGAGAUCAAACUAUUGAAAAUAUUGAUGAAAGAUUCAGAGGCAAACUGAAGCUGAACCGUCAGACUGGAUCUCUCAUCAUCAAAGACACCAAAACUGAACACACUGGACUAUACAAAGUAAAGAUGACACUUCAAGAUCUGACAUCAGCCCAGAUAUUCAGUGUUUCUGAGAGUGAUAAACUGUCUAUAAAUGAAGGAGAUCCUUUCACUUUAAGCUCUGGUCAGACUGAACUAGGAGACAAUGUCAUGACAUGGAGGUUUAAAGACAAACAUAUAGCUACAGUCAGUGAACAUCAGACAUCUGUUAGUGAUGAAGAGAAAUUCAAAGACAGAGUUCAUGUGGAUCCUCAAACUGGAUCUCUGACCGUCACAAACAGCAAAACUAAAGACUCUGGACUUUAUCAACUACAGAUCAACGACAGCAACGGCACAACGAAACCAGAAAGAAAAUUCACUGUUACUGUCCUUGAGGAAAUAAGGAAGGUGUCAGUGAUGAAGGGAGAUUCUGUCGCUCUCAACCCUGACUGUAUUUUCAUACAGAGGCCUGAUACGAUCAUGUGGAAGUUUGGAAACAGGUUGAUAGCUAAGCUUACUGAAAAUACACCUGAUGCUCCUUCUUCUGUUGAUGAGAGUUUCACAGACAGACUGGAGCUGGACCAUCAGACUGGAUCUCUCACCAUCAAAAACAUCACAAAAACAGACUCUGGACUUUACACACUGAAGAUCGGCUCUCAGGAUUCAGAAUGGAAAUUCAGAGUCACUGUCAAGGGCCGGUCUAUUUGGAAAAAGCUUCCACAGCCGAAAGAAGAUGAGUCAGAGCUUCCAAUGAUUCCGGUCUCAUUCAGCAGAAUUGAUGAUCAGACAGACUGCCCUCCUGUGACAAAUAUUCCAGAGCUGAAAGAAGGCCGGACUCUUUCGAGAAAAAAUACAAAGCAGAAAGAAGAGAAAUUUAGGAACGUGUCAGUGAUGGAGGGAGAUUCAUUCACUCUUAACACUGAAGAUGCUUUCACACAGAAGCCUGAUAUGAUCAAGUGGAUGUUUGGACUCAAGCGUAUAGCUGAACUCAUUGGAAUUAAACCUGCUGUUAGUAAUGUUAAUGAGAUAUAUGGAGACAGACUGAAGCUGGACCAUCAGACCGGAUCUCUCACCAUCACAAACACCAGAACCACAGACUCUGGACUUUACACACUGAAGAUCACUCCUGAAAUUAAGUUCAAUGUAACUGUCAGUGGUGGGCUUGGGGAAAAACCUCCAGAGCAAGAAACGGAGAAUAUUAAGCUGGAGUCUGUGAAUGAAGGAGAAUCUUUAACUCUCAGCACUGGUGAUGCUUUAAAGGAGAGUCCUGAUAUGAUCACGUGGAUGUUUGAAAACAUUUGUAUUGCUGAAUUCACUGGUAUACAAUAUUCUGCUGCUGAUGUUGAUAAAGAUGAAAGAUUCAACGGCAGACUUGAGCUCGACUAUAAUAAUGCAUCUCUCACCAUCACAAACAUCACAAGCAAAGACUCUGGACGUUAUAGACUGAGAACCAGAACAGGGGAUUCAGAAAGAACAUUCAAUGUCACUGUCAGUGUGCAUUCUACAAAAAAAUGAAGAGAAUGAUUCAGAGGCAGCAGACACACCUUGAAGACUGAAUCACAUCCUUUGUAACCUGUUCAUGUUGUGGAUAAUCAGGAGAAGAUGAGUCUACAUGAACCUUAUUAUGUAUAUAUACUCACCAUUGAUCUUUUUUUGUUGAAUGAGAAGAAUAUUGAAAACAUCCAAUGUAAGAAAUCAACAAUUUGUGUUUUAAAUUAAUUUUAUACUGAAUGUGAUGUGAAGUGACUCUGAGAUUCUGUGUUCAUAAGUACAGUUUAGUCUCACACAAACAAACUUCGAUUACACAGUUUAGUCCACAAUACAGAUUCAUCCAAGACCCGCCCAUUCACUGACAUGUAAACAUCCAGCGUUUGCUUAUUUACACAACAUUUACAUUCAUGUGACAGACUGCCCAGAGGUAAUGAGAACCAACUCUUAAAACGAAGCAGAAUAAUUUAGAUGCCAUGAACCAGACUGUUCAGAGGGACCACUAGCCCCCUUCAUAAAUGAAUAUUUUUUUUUUAUAAUUUAGAUGAUAUUGACACAUUAAUAAUUGGUACCGGAUUUUCACUCAAUACAUCUGUGCACCUUCUGUUAGGCUGUGAUUUGCUUUUCUGUCUACUUAUUCUUUUCUGCCCUCUAGUGGACAAACAAUAUUCCAGGUUUUUAUUCCUAGUAUAACCUACAGCUGUGUGUAGGUUUGCAUCAAAAUUCAGAUUAACUUGUGUACCCAAAUAUUGUGUUCUUGUGAAAAUAGCAUGUGUCUGUAUCUUUAUAUGUUUUGAUGUGAUUUUGUUAAUAAAAUGAUAAGGUUAAAUUUCUUAUAGAGAACAAACAGAAUCAGAUUAUUAUUGGGUUUGUA